This is a messenger RNA of Leptidea sinapis, 7538 nucleotides long. Its product is annotated as protein AF-10-like. Gene Ontology annotation, molecular function: nucleosome binding; histone binding. Gene Ontology annotation, cellular component: nucleus. Gene Ontology annotation, biological process: regulation of transcription by RNA polymerase II. NCBI's taxonomy places the organism in Eukaryota, Metazoa, Arthropoda, Insecta, Lepidoptera, Pieridae. The record is from RefSeq and is a predicted model, not a curated record. Bases 222 to 2915 code for a protein of 897 amino acids. The transcript has 26 exons.
AUAGGUAGAUAGCUUGAUAAAUUGUGAUGCGGUGGGGGUAUUGUGAAAUUUAAGCCUACCUGAAUAUAAUUUUAUCCUAUAUUAUUUUAUCACACUACUUAGAAUUUAUUUAUUAUUUUAUUUUUUAUAUUUAUUAUAUCAAUGAGUUACGAUUUUGUGUAUUAACUGCGUUUUAAGAUACUGCCCCGCGCAGGUUUUGAGGUAAUAAUGCUGAAUUCAAUAUGAAGGAGAUGGUAGGAGGAUGCUGUGUUUGUUCUGAUGAGCGUGGUUGGCCUGACAACCCGCUGGUAUAUUGUGACGGAAAUGGGUGUAAUGUUGCUGUCCAUCAAGCCUGCUAUGGAAUAAUCGCAGUUCCCACAGGACCAUGGUUCUGCAGAAAGUGUGAGUGCCCAGAAUAUAAAGGCAAAGUUCGCUGUGAAUUGUGCCCUUCAAAGUCUGGUGCUCUGAAACGCUCAGAUACUGGCGGAUGGGCCCAUGUGGUGUGUGCUCUUUAUAUCCCCGAAGUUAGAUUUGGAAAUGUCACGUCUAUGGAGCCAAUUGUGCUGAGACUUAUCCCCUCAGAGCGCUUUAAUAAGACGUGCUAUAUCUGUCAAGAUCAAGGCAAAACAAAUCGCGCUAAUGCUGGAGCGUGUAUGCAGUGCAACAAAUCUGGUUGUAGACAGCAGUUUCACGUGACAUGUGCCCAAGCUCUUGGCUUAUUGUGUGAAGAGGCUGGCAAUUAUUUGGAUAACGUGAAAUACUGUGGUUAUUGCCAGCAUCAUUACAGUAAAUUGAAAAAGGGCGGUAAUGUGAAGACGAUACCGCCAUACAAGCCUGUAUCAGUCGACAGUCAGUCGAGUGACUCCAGCGGAGAGAAGGAAAGUGAACCGUCUAUGGCCACCGGAAGCGGUACAUCGACUAACGCAAAGUCUAAAGGGCCUGGACGUAAGUCAUCACAUACUUCCUCGGCGCCAGGAAAAGCACCAGCAUCUUCAAAGGCAACGGGAAAUACUCCCCAAACCCAAGAUCAAGAGGUGCUCGAGCCAGCGAGCAAAAAACAUAAGGCCACGGACAAAUAUAAGAAGAAAUCGUCACCGAUUCGGCGCGGAUCAGCGGCCGGUGACGGGAGCGGCAGCAAGAACAACACUCCAGCUCCUUCGCCCCAGCACUCUGCUGACACUCCAGGGCAAAAAGGAGAAGCCACGAAGAAUAAAGCGAGUACCCCCGCACCGUCACCGCAAAGCACGCCGGAUCCAGGGCAAGACCAAAGCAAAGGUUCAGGUCGCGCUACUCCAAGCGGUACGAAGGUGACGAUUCCGUUGGCUUCACCGAGCGCAGCGCCUAUGGAAGCCGUGGGAGUGAUCAGUUCAGUUGCUGCAGCAACCGCUGUUACUGUGACGACUAUAACACCGCCGCCGGCAAGCACUGCGACAACGUCUGUGGUUCAGGUCGCGACGCCCAAGCCUGCGUUCCAAGAGUCUGUUAUCACAAACACAGAUGCCAUGGAAACAAAGCAGACGAAGAAACGGAAGGCCAUGACGGCCGUCAAUACGGCAAACGCCGAGCUCGCCGCACAAGCACUGGCACAAGCUCAAGCACACAAUCCUUUGCCGCCACCUACGGAUCAUAAUCCGCCGCUGAGCCCUUGGGAAAGCCGAUCCACCGCGACAAGCGAUGCACAGGCCGAAAUGGAAAAAGUUAUAAAAAAGGCUAAGAUGGAUGGUCCCGAUACAAUACAGGCUCCCAUGCACUUCGCGAGUAUCAGCCAGCAGUCUGCGCCUCCGGCACACUCUGGUCCAAGUGUUUCUCAACCGAGCCCCAGGCACCUCCAUCCAAACCCGAUGCCUGGCCCUAGUGGGAUGAACCAACUCUCCAACAUACGCUCACCGUCGCAUAUGCAAAUGCCCGGGCCGUCCGACCUGUCUGGAACAUCCACAUUAAUGUUUCACCAUGCGCAGAAGCAGGCCGCGAUGGAGCAAAGUGUUCCCGGUCACAUGGCAGGGAGAGGUACGUGGGGCGGUCUUAACGUCGCCUACGAACUCCAAGAUCCUGGAAAACCUGGUGUGAGCGGAAUGAGUAUGCAGAGUAAGGAACCGCACGGGUCCAACAUGGGACCGAUGGCGCCCGCCGCGCUACGGAAUAAGAAGAGAGCCAUUGCGGCGCAUACCGCCACCUCCGUAGUGGCGAUGACGAACGCGCCCCCGCAACACAACAUACAAACGGCUCCCCAGAACUUGGCUAGUAUACGCCGGGCACCUCAACCGACGCCGCCUCCGAUGUAUCACGAGACUUCUUUCAAGGAAUCGCCUCCGAGCUCACCAAAGUUUUUCUCAGGUUCCGAGCGUCACUUGAAGUCCAAGUACGAUUCAAAUUGCGUCGCGCCGCACAUGCUCGGUAACGAGUUGAACCCAGAGAGCGGAGCUGCAGCGCGUCUCCAAGAGCAGCUGACUGCGGAACUGGCGGCGCAUGCGACCGGCUCGUGCGGCUCCGACCCGCUGAUACCGCCGCCUCUCAUCAACAAGGCAGCCAGCGUCGGAGGUCCAGGCAGCGGUCGUAGCGGUGUUUCUAGCGCUCAAAGCCUCGACCAGCUGCUCGAGAGGCAAUGGGAACAGGGCUCACAGUUCCUUAUGGAGCAGGCUCAGCAUUUUGACAUUGCCUCGUUACUUUCGUGUCUGCAUCAGCUCCGGACCGAGAACGUGCGCCUUGAAGAACACGUCGGUAACUUGCUGCAACGACGAGACCAUUUGCUGGCGGUCAACGCAAGACUUGCCAUACCGCUCACGGCUGUUCCGAGCGGGCCCCCAGAGCCGGCCCGGUGUCCUCGGGAGGCUACCGCUCAGGUGAGACCUCCGCCCCCAGUUCGCGCUCCUGAAAACCUCGCAGACCGACCACACCAGCUGAUAAUGCGGGAGGUACAGCCGAAGCCGCCCAGCUGAAAUGAGCAGGGCGGCGGUGUAACCGGUCUCCAAGCCGACCCGUUGCGUACCGUCCAAGCAUACAUAAACAUGGAGCAAGAGCAACAACUGCUCGAACAACAACAGCUCCAACAACAACAGUUCCAACAACAACAGCAGUUACAACUACAACAACAGUUUCAACAACAACAGUUCCAACAACAACAGUUCCAUCAACAACAGUUCCAACAGCAACAGUUCCAACAACAACAUUUCCAACAACAACAUUUCCAACAACAACAUUUCCAACAACAACAGUUCCAACAACAACAACAACAACAGCAGCAGCAACAGCAGCACCAACAGCACCAGCGCCGUAGACCCGACUUCUCCAUCGACUCUAUACUCAAGUACGACUAGACUCUAUAACUGUCCCAGUUCAACUCCCACUGUACCUUCGUACCCUUAUACUUAGUCGCGUGUGUACGUAACCGAUCCAUUGGACUUGAAGAGUGAUCGCGUUUUCUCUGGCGUCAGUGGGCUUGCGAAAGCAGCAGACUCCUUUAAUUAGAAUUAAUUAGUGCACAAGUGGACAUUCUUCGUAACGUGUAAGUUAGGGAUGAUGACUUUUGGACCCUUUACAUAAUUUACCGUCGAAAAGUGUGCGUACUCUUGAAUUUUUUGACGAGUGUUAUCAACAUACACUGUGAGACAUUAUUGUGUAUCGUUAAAUUGUAUCGUAACUUAAAGGUUUCAUGUUAAGCAUAUUUGUCUUUUUAUAUAGUAAUCUACAGUUAAUGUGUGUUGUCGUGGCUUGUCCUGUAAUAAGUGUUAGUUCCUAAGUGUAAAGCCUUGAAACGGUAACAGUACAUUUUAUAUGCAAUAGAUCUUUCAAAACGUUUAACCUGUACGAAAUAUGUAAUGAAAUUAAUUAUUUUACAAUGUAUAAUAAGUUGGUUUUUAUUAUCUAAUAUUUCGACGGUAUUCGUUGUUAUUUUAUGUAUCGAAAUAGUCCCUGUACGUUACAUUUAAAAUAAAGUCUGAAAAACAAUGAUCACACAAAUACAUUGAUCACUUUCAUAUUCGUGUGUUACGCCCAAUGCCUCUGUGCAAUAUUAUACUUUAGAUAUGUCACAUAGGUACUCACAGAACAAAUCACAUAUCAGUUUAAUAACAUAACUUAAAAAAAUCAUAAAUAUUAAAAGUAAUCUGUAGUAAACUUUUUUUUCAUAAUAAAUAGAUGGCCAUCUAUGUUGACUUAACUGCUUCAUUUCAUCUGAUAUGUCACUACACAGUGCUUUGACGCAAUUACGUAUGGCCACUGCGGACAACAUAUUAAUUUGCCCUGGGCGAUGCACACUAAUGAAACAGGGACGGCACCCCUUUUAAAUAUAACAUAUUGCUUGGCUUUGCUAUCAUUUACUGGGCACAUCCCCGUGUGUGUUACUUUCGGUAGGCGCCGUGCUUGAGUUAAUUAUUUCGAUUUUCGUUUGUUCUUUGUGUCACAACGAGUUCGUCUAUUUUCAACGCUCGACCAGCAGGGCGUCACACGGCGUUCGUUCGUUCGCUUUUAAUUCGAAAAGAAAACGAUUGGACGCAGUGAAUGCAAUUGGACUUCCUCUCAACUUACAGUUCAAGCCAGUGUUUUCUUAUUUGUUUACAAUUGCAGAUUGAAUAUGUGCUAUAUAGAAGCAUAUUCAGAAAUUGUAUUUAGCUUUAUAUGUUGUUUGGUGUAUUGACGAUGUGUGUACGGCUAUGUAUUUGUGCCACUGUGUUUUAAGAGCAUUGUUAUACAAUUGCGGCUCCCACAAAGCUGUGGCGGUCGGUCUCAUACUACGAUAUUUUGAUCGACAUUGUCGAGUGUUCCGAGUGGCGAGUGCGGGCGAUCUUAAUUUGAUUAUUGUAGCUCGCAAUAUGCAAAGGGUUAAUUAGGCCCGCACUCGAGAAUGUUGGACGAAUUAAUCAUUUUGCCUCGCAGCAAAUUGAUUCAUAAUUAAGCCUAGUAGCUAUAAGUGAAAUAUUUUAACCAAUAUAUAAGUGCCCAUCAUAUUAGGGCUUAAUUGCUUUCGAACGCAUGCUUUGUAUUGUAUAUUAUAUCUUGAAGACUGAUUGGAAAUUUCGCAGGGUCUGACUGAAUUGUGCGGGUCCCCUUAUUCAUAACGUAUGAAGACGUCAUUACUACAACUGUAAACGAAGGAAUUAAUUCCCGAUAAUAUUAAAUAUUUAUUUACGAGAUGUAGGUACAGCGUGAUAUUAUGAGUUUUCUAUAAGCCUCCAAUAUUAUUGGAGGAUAGUCCUCAUGUAACUAACAAUAAAAGCUUAAAUUUUGUUGAUUGUAGUAUCAAUCUGUUGACGUAUAUUAUGUUAUGAAUAUAUUGGGGUAAGAAUGUCGUUGUAGUUGAUACUGCAAGGGUUGAGUAAGCUGGUAUGGGUGUGAGUUCUCUCGUUUUAAAUAAAAGUUAGUUAGUGUAAAUAUAUUGUAGUCGAGGACCAAAAAAUUAGUCUGUUAAUAUUUUUAAUCGGCAAACGUGAAAGAAAAAUUGGUAGUGCCACGGUUUUAGACCUGUGUAAAGUGCAAGAACUAUAUUGUGCAGAUAAUUCGACUUAGUAAUUGAAUGUUACGUGUAGCGGAGUUCUACAAUAUGUCUCGGAAAAUAUUUACAACAUUAUGAAUACUUUUCCAUCGUAAAGAUAGUGGGGAAAAAAAUGUUUUUCAAUUGGAUGUUCAUGUGUUAGGCGUAAUCUAUUUUAAACAUUUGUAUUUAUUCGAUUUGUCGACGUUUAAUGUUUGUUAUUGUGUACCAAAUUUAACGCUAACCAAGAUAUAUUAUUGUAUAACGCUUUUCUGUUUCGAUGUGAAUCCUCGUUUAGCGCGUUAAGAUAAUUUUAACUAAUUAACAUUGAAUUUAAUUUGUGACUCUUUUUAUCUUAUAAAAACCAAUGCAUAAAUAUUAAUAACUGUUUCAACUGAAAUGUUUAACGUUUGUGCUUUGUGUUUUAUGACGUUGGUAGGUUGCGUAAAAUAGGUUACAGAUUAUAUCUUAUUGAUCGUACGAGGUGUACUUACACUUCAGUUUUUUUUUUUAUCUUUAAAGUAUUUAAGAUAAAUGUUAGCGUAACAAUAUAUAUUAAUCGUCGAACACAUAGCCAAUAGGAGUCUGAUGAGUGUCAGCUGUCACGCGCACUGAAUAUAGUACCAGACAUUCACCGGAGUAUAUGUUAGAGUUUAGAUCUUAUUGUGUUACCGGUCACAGAAUACUCGCGAUUCGCUAACAAGGCGCGAGACAACGCCGAACGCCUGGGGAGAACCCUAAUUGACACAUAGUGCUCUAUACGACACCUACGAGGAAAUUAAAAGACGCAAAGUCAAUAAAUUGGACGCAGACAGCUAUUGAAAAGUCUCUUGGUAACAGCCUUUUAAAAAGAUUUAGCACCUCACGUGGCUUGUAGACUAUAACCUCAGGUAUUACCUACGUAUUGGCUGUCAGCUUAACCUCGUCACUAAUGGAACUUCAUUCUUAUGUGAAGUUCCAUUAGUUAUCCGCUCACAUUUUUGUACCAAAUAAAUGUCGCACUUUCGGCGUAAUUUUGAUACCAGUAACAUCUAUCUGAGGUGUAAUGACAAGAUAGAAUCCGAGAAUGUCUCGUACGCACAAUCUUUAGUAGGAAUCGCAACUAACUAUUUUUUUAAGCCCGCUGAGUUUCUUGCGCCCGUUCUUCUCAGGUCAGAGGCAGUCUAUUUUGAAUGGGUGGUAGUUUUUCACAUUCAAUAAGUGAUUAUGAAUCCUAUUUUGAAUAACAAUAUUUGAUUUUGAUUUUCAAAUAUAAUCAAUGCAUCUUAUGCAUUUCGCGUCUAUGGGCUAUGUAUUCGAUAGUAUUGAUAUAACGUAUUCCAUGUUUCAGCUAGUUUUAACAAAUGCAGCGUAAGAGAUCGCAUUUAAAAUUGAACGUUACAUUUGCAAUCGUAAUAUUAUACAUGUUUAUAUACAUUGAUUGGUGUUCGAUGUGUAGCAAUCUGUGUUAAACUCAUUUGUGUCUAUAUACUAUGUAUGUGCUACCAAAGAUAAUGUUUUAUUAAAAACCGGCCUUAAAUCGGUAUAUUUUUUUUUUCACACUUUUAAGUUCUGGUUUUCUAGUAUUCUUAAGACAAACAGACCGGAACAAUACAGAUCGGAAGAUGAAUCAAAUGACAUUGAUUUUUUUUUAUUUAAAUGUUGAUUUGAUUAUUUUGGUAUAUUUGGUGUAUUAUAUGUAUGUAAUUGGUAUAUUUGAAUAUUUAUUACGAAUUUUGCAAACUACUUUGGCAAUUGGCAAUGUUUGUGACCAAACCAUGAUAAUUAUUUAUCUUAUUUGCACUGAAUUAUCUUAUCUCGUCUAGAUAUUUUCGACAAAAAGUCACAAUACUAUAUGUUUGGUUUCAUAUAAUAUUAUGGAGAGCUUUUCAGCAAAUAAAUUAAAUUGUUGAGUAGUUUUGCUUUUAUCAUGGUUGUUAAAAAUUAAUUUUGACUUGAAACUCGAUCUCACAGAAACAGCUUUUAUUCAUUUAUGUAAGUUCUUCUUAAAUAAAGUUAUAAAAUUUAUAAGAUCAUUUGUUUUAAUAACAUUGUCUUUUUUAUCUUUAACGUAACAUUAUAUUACUAAAUAAAGUUAUUAUUAAUGUCGUAA